Molecule: messenger RNA, 4487 nt
Organism: Pocillopora verrucosa
Lineage: Eukaryota; Metazoa; Cnidaria; Anthozoa; Scleractinia; Pocilloporidae
Source: RefSeq, a predicted model, not a curated record
CUAAAACCGCAGUUUUGAAGAAAAUCUUUGUGGAAGGCUUUCAUUUUUAUAAAGCCGAGAGCGAACGCCGCCCCUUUUUUGUUAUAAUGGUGAUGGUAAAGAUGAAGGCAUAUCGCGUUUCCCAUUUGAUGGCAAUCAGCAUCACUCUUUUCAUGUUCACAGGGGCUUUAGGAAACAGCACCGGAACGACCUCGCUCCCUUGUACCUCAGCUACUACGUUGCAAAGGGCACAAUCAGCAGUUGUUUCAGCUACGACGACGGAGAAAUCAUCACCAUCAGUUUCAGUCACUAGGUAUGCUUCCACGUCAUAUCAAAAAGCAAAACUGUCGAAUACAUCAACUAUGUCACUCAGACAGUCGACAAGUACAUGGAGUUUGGAAUCAAGUAACACACCCCAUAACCCAUCAUUACCAGUUUCGUCACUGCCGAAUAUUUCAGCCACAAUUCUGGACGAGUCAAAAAGCACGCCAGGAUUAUAUUCAUGUACUGUCGUGUAUUCUUUAGCAUGCGCAGCCUUGUCGAAUGUCUCAACUUCUACCAUGAUACAGGAACAAUCAAUCAGUACAACAACACUACAUUCAGGUAACCUUUCAGCUACCACGAAACAACUCGAACCUUCAUUGACAACAGCACCAAACAGCGCGAAUUAUUCCACAUUGUCCACUAGAUCUUCCUCUCUAUGCAGUUUGGUUUAUUACAGUUCAUGUUCACCUUUCUCUCCGUUGGAUGUUUCGAGUUUAUCACCAAGACAAUCUUCACGUUCUUCAUCGUCAGUAUCGGACACCACGACUUUUCUUACAUCAUCAAAAAUCAUAUCGACGUUGACUGUUCCAAGCAGUGUGCCUUAUUCUACAUCUUCUUCAAGCUCGAGGUCAUCGGGUAUUUCAAGUACCAUGGUGCAACAGACAACAAGUCCAUCAAGUUUGGAUUCAAGUAGUACGCCUUAUUCUACAUCUACAGCGUUGCCAACAUCGACUGUUUCAAGCUCCAUGAUGCAACAGACAAUAAGUCCAUCAAGUUCGGAUUCAAGUAGUGCUCUUUAUUCUACAUCUUCUCCAGCUUCGCCAUCAUCGACUAUUUCAAGUUCUGUACUACAAGAGACAAACAGCACAUCAAGUUUGGAUUCAAGUAGUACGCCUUAUUCUACAUCUUCUCCAACUUCGCCAUCAUCGACUAUUUCAAGUUCUGUACUACAAGAGACAUACAGCACAUCAAGUUUGGAUUCAAGUAGUACGCCUUAUUCUACAUCUUCUCCUAUUUCGCCAUCUUCGAGUAUUUCAAGUUCUGUACUACAAGAGAUAAACAGUACAUCAAGUUCUGAAUCAAGUAGUACGCCUUAUUUCUUAUCUUUUCCAACUUUAUCAGCAUCAAGUAUUUCAAGCUCCAUACUGCAACUGACAACAAGUCUAUUAACUUCUGAUUCUAGAAGUUUGCCUUCCUCCACAUCCUCUCCAACAUCGACGCUUUCGAAGAUUUCAAGUUCCAUGGUGCCAAUAACACAAAGUUCAUUAACGUCAGAUUCUCGUAGUGUGCUAUAUUUUACAUCUUCCCCUACCUCAUCAUCAGCGAGUAUUUCAAGUUUCACGCUACAGCGGACAACAAGUUCAUUGAGUUCUAACUCUAGUACUAUCUCAAGUUCUAUACUACAACAAACAACUAGUUCUGUAAGUUCAGAUUUAAGUAGUGUGCCUUACACCACAUCUUCUCUUAUUUUGCCAUCAUCGAGUUCCAUACUAGAGCAGACAACAAGUUCGUCGACUUCAAAUUCUAGUACUGUCCCAAAUUCUACAUCUGCAUCUUCGUCAUCUCUGAUUAUUUCCACUUCUGUACUGCAAGAGACAAACAGUACAUCAAGUUUGGAUUCAAGUAGUACGCCUUAUUCUACAUCUUUUCCUACUUCGCUAUCAUCGACUAUUUCAAGUUCUGUACUAGAAGAGACAAACAGUACAUCAAGUUCUGAAUCAAGUAGUACGCCUUAUUCUACAUCUUUUCCUACUUCGUCAUCAUCGACUAUUUCAAGUUCUCUACUAGAAGAGACAAACAGUACAUCAAGUUUGGAUUCAAGUAGUACGCCUUAUUCUACAUCUUUUCCUACUUCGUCAUCAUCGACUAUUUCAAGUUCUGUACUAGAAGAGACAAACAGUACAUCAAGUUCUGAAUCAAGUAGUACGCCUUAUUCUACAUCUUUUCCUACUUCGCCAUCAUCGACUAUUUCAAGUUCUGUACUAGAAGAGACAAACAGUACAUCAAGUUUGGAUUCAAGUAGUGCGACUUAUUCUACAUCUUCUCCUACUUCGCUGUCCUCGAGUAUUUCAAGUUCUGUACUAGAAGAGACAAACAGUACAUCAAGUUCUGAAUCAAGUAGUACGCCUUAUUUCUUAUCUUUUCCAACUUUAUCAGCAUCAAGUAUUUCAAGCUCCAUACUGCAACUGACAACAAGUCUAUUAACUUCUGAUUCGAGAAGUUUGCCUUCCUCCACAUCCUCUCCAACAUCGACGCUUUCGAAGAUUUCAAGUUCCAUGGUGCCAAUAACACAAAGUUCAUUAACGUCAGAUUCUAGAAGUGUACUUUAUUUUACAUCUUCCCCUACCUCGUCAUCAGCGAGUAUUUCAAGUUUCACGCCACAGCAGACAACAAGUUCAUUGAGUUCUAACUCUAGUACAAUCUCAAGUUCUACACUACAACAAACAACUAGUUCUGUAAGUUCAGAUUUAAGUAGUGUGCCUUACACCACAUCUUCUCUUAUUUUGCCAUCAUCGAGUUCCAUACUAGAGCAGACAACAAGUUUGUCGACUUCAAAUUCUAGUAUUGUCCCAUAUUCUACAUCUGCAUCUUCGUCAUCUCUGAUUAUUUCAAGUUCCUUGCUGCAACUGACAUUUAGUCCAUCAAGCUCAGAUUCAACGCAGGAAACAGUCACCUCGAUCCAAGAUUUUAAAAAAAGUCCUAUCAGGUUGACCACCAUUCGGACUCCCGUUUCAAGCCGUGUCCUUCCUACUUCAUCAUCUUUACCACAUGAGUCCAAGAGUGUGUUCUCUAUCCUAUCACCAACACCCUCAUCUACAAAGCUAACGUUGAUCACUUCAUCUACAGCCAUCAGUCCGCCAACUACUCCUGAUCCAGGAACAACAAAGCGAUUUACCGUGACGUUUGUAAUCACAAACGUGGAUUAUGAAAAAGAACAUGGAGACGAAUUUAUAUCUCUUUCAGAGAAAGUAAAAAAUUCAGUUGAUAAAGCACUUGAAGAAAAUAUCGGCAGGGAAUUUGCUUACUCCAUUGUGGAACGGUUUAGUGAAGGUGAAAAUAUUAACUGCCAGAUAACAGUCGUCGUCUCCAGAGCUUCCAACGCCACGGAAGAAAUGAUUCGAAACGCACUCGGGGAAAAACUUGGAGACUUAAAAAUAACGAAUGUUGUUAUUGUAGACACAGAGACAGAAAAACCAACUGCAGAGAAAGAGAUCGCUUAUGUAGUCACAGCAACAUUAAAAGGUGAGGUGUACAACAGUAACCUUGGAGACUCCUCCAGCAAGGAAUUCAAAACUUUAGCUUUAAAACUACGUGAACUACUAACUGGAGUAUUCGAAGAAAGAUAUAAAACUUCGUUUGUUCGAGUGGAAAUCAUAGCCUUCCGCCAAGGUAGUGUUAUAUGUGAAUUUAACGUUAUCACGAAAGAAAAUUCGAAGGUGACGAACGCUGGUGUAAAAGAAACACUAACACAAGCAAGUAACAAAGGAGAGAUAGGAGAUUACACUUUUACUGAGAUUCAAGUUGAUAAAAAGACGAGCACAAAACAGCAAACUGGGGAUGAAGAAAAAACGUUGCCCAGCUGGUUGUUCGUUGCGAUUGCGGUCUUGGGAGUAAUGGUGCUGCUUGCAAUUGUGAUUAUAUUUUUGGCUUGUAGAAAGCGAAAUAAACGAAGCCACAACCUGGCAUUUCUGGACGUAUAUGAGAACUAUGGUAUUGCGAUGGAGGAAGUUCAGGUGGGAAAGUCGAACAUGAACCAUCAAGAGGAUGACUAAAAUAAAAGAUAAGCUAUGGCCAAAAAUGAAAACGAAAUGAAAAAGAGAUAUAUCGCGUUCAAGAUGAACAACACAAUGCACAUUUUAGAGAUAUUGUACAGAUGCAGGGAAAAUGCCCGUGGAUAACAUUAUACUUGAGACCCAAGUUAUCUGCAAGUUACGGAGAACGGCAUGUCGUUUUAGUUCCUUCAAGAUUCAUCACCAUUUGGUAAUUUCUCCCUAGCAUUUGCAACGAAGGAUGGCCACAAUGGAUAUAAUGUGGAUAAAUUACAGGGAAACUGACCAAGUACAUUGAGAUUGAACGAAAAUUCCAGUUCAAUGCCGGCUUCUGUUUGACUUUGCUCAAUACAUUUACAUAGGUCACGAAGGAUAAAGAAGGACAGUGUCAUUGACUGGAAGAAAAAUCUCACCCGAAGGACUUCACAUAUCAGGGAAUACAAAAAGGUUAACUUUGCUAAAGAAACGAUAAAA